AUGUCUCUGAAAAAACAUGGUUCUAUCGACGCCUGGUGCCAAAUUGCCCAUCCAGACUUUAUCAAAGGUGUUCCAGAAGUAGCCCGUCUUAUGCUUCUAUCAAAAACACCUCUAGCUUUGUCGGAAAAGGGUCUCACGCCCGAACAGACAAUUCAACUGAUGGAUAAAGCUGGUGUAGAAAAAUUAUGUUUAAGCGCCUGGUAUAGACCUGGAAAAGCAGUAAUUACUAAUGAUAUGAUAAGCGAAUGGGUACAAAAAUAUCCUGACAGAUUUAUUGGAAUUGCGGGUGUCAAUUUACUUGAUCCUUUUGGUGCAGUGAAAGAAUUGGAAAGAGCUAUCAAUGUACUCGGUUUUAAGGGUCUUCGUAUUGUCCCUUGGCUUUAUGGUCUUCCACCAAAUGAUAAACAUUAUUAUCCUCUCUAUAUAAAAUGUAUCGAACUUGAUAUCCCAUUUUUUACGCAAGUCGGUCACACCGGUCCAUUAUGUCCAUCCGAGACAGGAAGACCAAUUCCCUAUCUUGAUGAAAUCGCACUUACAUUUCCCCAACUAAAAAUUGUUGGAGGCCACAUUGGCUAUCCUUGGACGAACGAGAUGAUUAGUAUUUGUUGGAAGCAUCCCAAUGUGUACAUUGAUACUUCUGCUUGGCUUCCUCGUUAUUAUCCUUCAGAACUUAUCCAUUAUAUGAAAACCUAUGGUCAAGACAAAGUUUGUUAUGGCACCAAUUUUCCCCAACUUAGUUGGAAAGCCACGAUGGAACAAGUAGAUGAAUUAGGAUUGAGUGAUGAAGGGAGAGAGAAAUUUUUGUAUGGAAACAUAGCAAAACUACUCAAAUUAGAAAACAAAGCAAAAUUGUGA
Ambispora gerdemannii is the source of this 855-nucleotide messenger RNA. The record is from the annotation of a GenBank genome assembly. NCBI's taxonomy places the organism in Eukaryota, Fungi, Glomeromycota, Glomeromycetes, Archaeosporales, Ambisporaceae.